Molecule: messenger RNA, 2655 nt
Organism: Symbiodinium sp. CCMP2456
Lineage: Eukaryota; Dinophyceae; Suessiales; Symbiodiniaceae
Source: the annotation of a GenBank genome assembly
GACAGUUGGGUGGAGCGUCUCUUCGUGGAGUCCGAUGGACCUGCCUGCGACUACUUAUGGCCAGCAGAGUUUGCUGCCCUCGGCUUUCGCUUCGAGCAAGCGCUGGGCGGCUUUCAGGGUCGCUUCCGCUGGGACUUCGUCGUCGCGGACGAGAAUCUCGAAGGAAGGAUCGGCCUGCGCCAGUGGAGGAGCUAUGCUGGCAAGCUCACAGAAGCUUUCGGCGAGACGCGCUGUCGUGUGGCUGCAGAACGAGUUUUAGGAAGCCGCAAGGCCGAGAACAGGAAGAAAGUCAAGAACAUCAACAUUUUUGACGGUUUCGAUGCAGAUGCAUCUUUGCGCUUGCUGGACGUGUGCUCUAAGGGCAACAAAGACAGCAACUUGCUAAUUAAUGUUCAGAGUGCGUUGACUGCGAAAGCAGAUCCCAACGCCGGGCUGGCGAGCCCCAGCUUCAACGAUUAUACGCCGCUGAUCUUCCUCUCCAUGUCGGCUCCCGGGUCGAACAUGUCACAGAUCGCGACGGCGAUGGAUGUUUUGAUCAUGGCCGGGGCAGAUGUACACCGCGAAUGCGGACAGAUGCCUACCGGCCGGCUUGUUCCCCUGCGGUUCGCCGCAAGGUUGCAAAACCACGACUGUCUCGAGGCGCUGCAUAGACAUGUGGACCUCGGUGACAUGUUUCAUUGGGCAGCAGGUGAGAAUGCUGCAGAUUUGAUGCUCACGCAGCUGGGUCGACUCUACGGCCCCGAGGUGCAACGCAAGAUCAACGAGCUCUCGCCCUUCAGCUCCAACGCGAGUAUCGCGAUGAGACUCUUUGCAUCGCCCAUGGUGGGCGGCUCUUUGACACCCGAGGGUGCCCGGAACCUUUGCGCAGGAAAGUACGACGACGGCUUCAUCCGCGUCGGGGAGCGGGCCGACCCCAACUCGCCGGGUUUGGAAGGGCGCACAGCCCUGGUACAGAUGGUCAUCGAAGGCCGCGUGGACGUGACCAAGAGCCUGCUGGCCGGGCGUGCAAGCCCACACCAACGUGACUCCUCUGGUGCAACGCCGUUGCAUCAUGCGGCCUGUCAGUUGCAGCCGCAGACGGCGCGGGCGCUUAUCCAAGCGGGCGCAGAGCUUCAUGCGCUGGACCACGCAGGAUUUAGCCCAUGGAUGCUGGUCGGCGAGAGUGCAGGUAGGGAAAAACCUAGUGAGGUGCCUCCGGCGCAGAAGCCUCCGGCAUCGCCAAAGGCAAAGACGGCAGUUGAUCCGCUGCACGAGCUCAUGGAGAUGCUCCGGCCGAGGUGGACGGCAGACGAGUUGAUCGAGCUGGCAGAGGAGGAUCCUAUGCAGCUUGUGCAGCUCCUGGAGUCCGCGAACAGCAUGGAGGCCCUCCAGCGCGUGCUUCGCCUUCAUGAGAGCCUCUUCUUCAAUCCUCGGAUGGUGCUCACAGCCGCCAAGGAGGGUCGGAUGGUGCGGAAUCAUCUGCUCCAACGGUUGGCAAAGGUCCUUAUACAGAUGAUCACGACGGAUCCCCUCGAAGGAGAUAUGAAGAUCCUGGCGAAGUAUCUGUUGAAUGCCACCAAGGGGCCGGAUAGCCGCUGCUACUGCGCACAUGUUGCCGAAGAUUGGCCGGACGAGGACAACCGCGAAGCCUAUCGCAGCGAGCUCAUGGAUGCCGUGAAAAGGCAGCUCGAUCUGUUCGGGGCCGAGUGCGGCACGCUGCGGCAGCAGAUAACAGCAGCUGUGACGAAGGCGGAGGGAGAGGCUGCAGAUGAAAACAGUCUUGCCUGUGCUGCGCUGCUCAGGUUGGACAACGACUCCGUGAUCAUCCCGGAGGAGUGGCGCGAAGAUCCCUACUGGCAGGCAGUCCACGAGCGCCAGGUUCUUCGAUUCGAUCCAUCCUGGGCACUGGAGAUCACCGAUGGUGCAAGCUGCUGCAUGCAGCUGCUUCGGCUGGGCGUUCCAGCCAACCAGGAGCUGGCUCGAAGCCUGAAAUCUUCUUCGGGUAGUUGUGCCGUGACGAGCCUGGCAGCGUACUCUGAGCUGCGCCAGGUGCUGCACGCCAAGAUGCAGGAGCUUUAUGCUCGGGGCUAUGUGACCUACUCCAACCUUUGCAAUAAGGGCUUCCAACAGAAGAUGAAGGAGGUCGCCCAGCGUGCAGUUACGAAUGCUGGAGUCGAUGUCGGCUUCCCGGAGCAGCUUAUCAUGCCAAAGCGCCUGCAGCGGCUGCUCGAGAAGACGCGCGACGCGUUGGUCGAGCGAGCGGGAUGGCAGUGGCCCAACAGGAAUGAGCUCUACCUCCGCCAUGCGGCCUGUUUCUAUAUCCUGGACACAGUGCGGCUUUCCUUUAGUUGUCGCGGUGAGACGCCGGCUGAACAGGUAAAAUGCUGCAUGAAAGUCCUCGAAGAGUUCGAGAAGUGCACCGUAGAGGCUGAGGGUGUGCGGCUCCUUCGCCGGAAGAGCGGCUUUGCAUCCGGGGUGCGCGGAGAAGGAGGCUACGCCGACGUCAAGCUGCUAUGCUACGCCGACCUCGGAGUCCACAAGGCAUUCGAUGGCACGGAGAUACCCCUUCGAAUCAUUGGCGAGGUGCAGCUGAUCCUUCAAAGCUACGAGCGGGUAAAGCACCGAAUGCAUCUCGCAUACGAGGUGAACCGCGGCAGCUUCGAUCGCAAGGGCUGA